Messenger RNA from Aspergillus aculeatus ATCC 16872, 1452 nucleotides. RefSeq names its product cytochrome P450. The record is from RefSeq and is a predicted model, not a curated record. NCBI's taxonomy places the organism in Eukaryota, Fungi, Ascomycota, Eurotiomycetes, Eurotiales, Aspergillaceae. Gene Ontology annotation, molecular function: oxidoreductase activity, acting on paired donors, with incorporation or reduction of molecular oxygen; monooxygenase activity; iron ion binding. The transcript has 5 exons. The annotation marks the transcript as partial.
UUGUUGGGCUUGGUCAUUUAUCGUCUCGUCUUCCACCCACUUGCGCGGUACCCUGGACCGUUGCUCGGCCGAAUCACGAAUCUCUAUGCUGCCUACCACGCAUGGAAAGGUGACAUUCAUGAGGAUAUCUGGCGCUGCCAUCAGCAAUAUGGCAACCACAUCCGAUAUGCUCCGGAUCGGCUGGCUUUUGACACUGCUAAAGCCGUCUCAGACAUCUAUGGCUAUGGUUGGAAGGUUCGCAAGUCGCAAGUAUACGAUACGCUGGUCCAUCGCACGGCCAACACCCUUACCAUGCGCGACAAGAAGCAGCACGCAAAGCGACGACGCAUCAUGAGCCACGGUUUCUCGGACGCAGCCAUUCGUUCGUUUGAGCCCCGCGUGCAGGAACUGAUUCAAACUCUCUGUGAUCUUCUGAUUGUCAAGGAUGCCAGCUCGGAGAGCGAGUGGAGCGCGCCGCAGGAUAUGGCCAAGUGGUUUGACUACUUGACCUUCGACAUCAUGUCUUCACUCGUCUUCAGUGCAUCAUACGACACUCUCCGUCAAGAGAAUUAUCGGUCGGUGAUUCGCGCCAUUGAAGAUUCCAACGUGCGGGUCAGUGUUCUCCUGCAAGCGCCGAUCAUCACCCUCUUCCGGAGUGACAAGAAGCUCUUCGGCCAGUCCAUCCUCGGUCGUAACCGCUUUAUCCGGUUCAUUAAGAGCACGGUCAAAGAACGAGUGCUAAAAAGCAAGUUCCUCACCGACCGGGAUAUCUUUUCGUACUUCCAGACAAGUAAGGAUGCUGUUACUGGCGAAUCUAUGGACAUGAAUGAACUCAGCGGGGAGGCUGCCACCUUGAUCGUUGCUGGCUCCGAUACCACCGCCACUACUCUCGCCGCAACGAUGUUCUACCUUGGUCAAAACACCGAAGUCUACCAUCGAGUGGCUCAGGAAGUCCGUCAAUGCUUCAACUCGGAAGAGGAAAUCCGGGGAGGAAGCCAAUUAAACUCUUGUCGGCUGCUGCGGGCGUGCAUCGACGAGGCCCUCCGCAUGUCUCCACCAGCCGGGAGUGCUCUUUGGCGCGAGGUCGAGGCUGGUGGCACCACGGUCGAUGGCUGUUUCGUGCCCGGAGGCUAUGAUGUGGGCGUGGGGAUCUACGCUGCCCACCACAACCCAACCAUCUACCCGCAGCCCUUCCAAUUUGACCCCGAUCGCUGGUUGGUAGAUGAUACUGGCGACGUGCGCAGUGCAUUCAUGCCGUUUUCUCUGGGAACCAGGAGCUGUAUCGGUAAAGGCUUGGCCCAGAUGGAAGCCCUCUUAACGCUGGCCAACAUCAUCUGGCGGUAUGACUUCCGCGCUGUCCCCAGUGGGGAGAUCCAGCAGGAGUAUAAGCUCAAGGAUCAUGUCACUGGUGCGAAGACUGGGCCGGUGUUGCAGUACCGUCGGGUUGUUCGAGAAAAGACGGUGGUAGGUUGA